AUGGCGGAGACAUGGUGGUUGGGAAGUUUACGACUGAGCUUCUUCACUUGUUUGCUUAAUCUCUCUUUUGCUAUUUCACCACAUCUGACAUUUCAAAAAGAAAACAUGGAAGUUGAAAUCAUAUCCACAAAAUUCAUAAAACCAUCUUCACCUACUCCAAAUCAUCUCCAAAAUUACAAGUUAGGUUUCUUUGAUCAAACAACUGAUGAGACACAUUUACCUCUUGUUCUUUUUUAUCCUCCUACCAACAACAUUAAUUUUUCAGCUCAUGAAGAACAACUUGAGCAAUCCUUAUCUAGGAUUUUAACUCAUGUUUACCCUAUUUCUGGCAGAUUUACGGAGGAUAACUCGAUAUCCUGCAAGGACCAAGGGGUUAAAUUUAUAAAAGCAAAAGUGAAUAGUAAACUCAAUGAAUUUCUUGAGAAAGCACAUAAGGAUGUCAACCUUUCAUUGCUCUGUUGGCCUCAAGAUUCAUGGAAUGUAGAUGCAUCCAACUUAUACGCCAUGCCAAUUGUCAUUAUCCAAAUUACAGAAUUCGAGUGUGGUGGCUUGGCUCUAUCCUUGAGCCUCGUGCACAUUGCAAUGGAUGGUUACUCAAUUUUUACUGUUAUCAACGAGUGGUCCAAAGUGUGUAGACUUGAGAUUCCUGUAGAGAAGAUCGAUUUCAUGAGCUUUAAUUUGGCUGAUGUUUUCCCAACCAGAGAUUUAUCGAAGCUUCUCUUGCCUCGUGUUCCUCCAUUAGAUCGUGUGGAGUCUAAAUUAGUAGCCAAAAGGCUAUACAUCAACGAAGAUUCCAUUUCAAGGCUAAGAAAAGAAGUCGGUGGAGACUUAUGCUUUAAGCCGUCAAGAGUUGAAAUGAUCAUGGCCCUCCUAUGGAGGGCUUUAAUCCGUGCUUCAGAAAAAAAGCACGGAUAUCUAAGACGUUCUCUAAUGAACAUCCCAAUAAACUUGCGCACUAGGUUGAUUUCUUUACCUCAAGUAGAAAAAUCUUUCGGGAAUCUUGGAGUUGACGCCCCUAUAAAAUUCAUACCUGGGGAGAACAAGAUGGAUUUGCACGAAUUCGUGACAUUAAUUCAUGACACUGUGAAGGAAACUAUUAUUACUUGUGACAAGACUUCACCGGAGGACAUAGUGUUCGCGGUGUCAAAUAUAUAUAAUGAAAGUUUUCUAGCACAAGAUUGGGGAGGAAGUGAUGAAGUUGAUAGGUACGUAAGUUCAAGUUUGUGUAAAUUUCCUAUACAAGAAGCUGAUUUUGGUUGGGGAAAGCCAUGUUUGAUGCAUUUUGGGUCAAGACAUGGUCAAGUUUGCUGGUUGUAUGAUGCAGAAUGUGGCAAUGGGAUUUGUGUGCAAGUGGAUUUGAAGGAAGAUAAUAUGCAUCUAUUUGAAUGUGACAAUGAUAUCAAGGAUUUCUUUCAGUUUUAGAGUUUAGGUCUCUAAGAUUUGGCAAUUUUUAUUUACUUUAUUGUUGUCGUCGUCGUCGUCAUUUUGGAUUUGGUAAUAUAAUAAAGUUGCAUUUGUUAUCUUGUUACAACUUAAUUUGUUGGAG
Solanum verrucosum is the source of this 1546-nucleotide messenger RNA. RefSeq names its product pelargonidin 3-O-(6-caffeoylglucoside) 5-O-(6-O-malonylglucoside) 4'''-malonyltransferase-like. The record is from RefSeq and is a predicted model, not a curated record. Lineage: Eukaryota; Viridiplantae; Streptophyta; Magnoliopsida; Solanales; Solanaceae. Bases 1 to 1422 code for a protein of 473 amino acids. The transcript is spliced from 2 exons.